CUUCCUGCAAGUCUCCGACAGCUACCUUCAAUAAAGCUUCACUUGUACGGCGCACACAGCGUUCCGUGCGGCGCUAUUAGGCUGAAGAGCUGCGAACGGCCCGCACGGCACAAACCUCUGCGUAGGUCGGAGGGAGGAGUAGGAGCGGGAAAACUGAAGCCGACGUCGGUCCAGCGCAAGUCAAGCGAGCAACGCAAGAGAAGAAGAGGGACCAUGGCCCAGAAGCUGCUGGUAAUUGACACCGAUUGCGGCAUUGAUGAUGCCCAGGCCAUCAUGAUGGCCCUGGCAGCCCGUGAGGUGCGCAUCCUGGGCAUCACCUGCUGUUUCGGAAACACGUCUGUAGAGAAUGUGUGCCGGAACACGCUGCGGGUGCUCUCAGUGUGCGACAGAACUGAGAUCCCUGUCUUCCAGGGUGCUUCUUCCUGUCUGGUGAAGACCCCUAACUGUCCCAUUGACCAUUUUGGGAGUGAUGGACUUGGGGAUGUGCUGGAAGAUGAAGACCCAGACUUGUGGAAGUCUCAAGUCCAGACUGAACAUGCAGUCAACGCCUUGAUCCGCUUGGUAUCCAAAAAUCAGGGAAAGGUUUCCCUUGUGGCACUGGGGCCUCUCACCAACCUGGCACUGGCUGUGAAACUGGACCCAGAGUUCCCGAAAAAGCUGAAGAACCUUUACAUCAUGGGAGGCAAUAUGGAAGGAAAAGGAAACAAGACUGUGUGUGGCGAGUUCAACUUCAUCAUGGAUCCAGAAUCUGCUUACAUUGUACUGGAGGAAUUCAUUUGUCCCACUUACAUUGCAUCGUGGGAGUUUACAUGCAGGAAUAAACUUCCAUGGGACUUCUUUGAUGCACUGAUCAACCAGGAUACUCCAGCUGCCCGCUUCAUGAGGAAGAUCACAUCCAAAUGCUCGAUCUUCUCACCCACGACAGUCACACGGAAGGAUGUGCUCUUUGGGCCUGGUUUUGUAAGCUAUGACUCAUAUGCCAUGGCAGCAGCCAUUGAUUUUAGCAUUGUGAAGGAGUAUAUAGAGUGCCCAGUCCAUGUGGAGCUGCAGGGGGUGCUGGGUCGGGGCAUGAUGGCUCUGGAUGAUGGCAAGUUUCUCCCCAAGAAGCAUAAUGUGGUUGUUUUUAAGGCGUGUGACUUAAUCAAGUUCCGCAAGCUGCUCACUAAAUCCUUACAACUACCCCAGACACAGUAAGAGAAACUGCUGUACAACAAGCCAAUUUUCUGGUGAAAAAUAAAUGAUCAAACUUCAAA
Scleropages formosus (Asian bonytongue) is the source of this 1253-nucleotide messenger RNA. RefSeq names its product inosine-uridine preferring nucleoside hydrolase. The record is from RefSeq and is a predicted model, not a curated record. The coding region runs from base 214 to 1194 and encodes 326 amino acids. Gene Ontology annotation, molecular function: hydrolase activity, hydrolyzing N-glycosyl compounds. Lineage: Eukaryota; Metazoa; Chordata; Actinopteri; Osteoglossiformes; Osteoglossidae. The transcript has 7 exons.